UCAUAUAUUCAAUAUAAACAAAGUUACUAAUUGUGCAUAAGCAUAAUAAUCGCAAUGAGUUGAUUACAGUUUUAUUGUUGCAAAUGUGAAAGUUGAAAGUUGGUUAUAGAUUUUGAGCAGUUACCGUAUCCUGGUCGCACGUCGAAGAGUCGUUCAGUUGCGUACAGUGUCAUUAAAGUCCUGUAAAUGUCAAAGAUGAAGAUGGCCGAUGGAUCGACGAUUUUGAGAAGGAAUAGACCAGGAACAAAAGUUAAGGAUUUUUGUCGCUGGCCUGAUGAAGCCUUUGAAGAAAUGGAUAGUACACUGGCUGUACAGCAGUACAUCCAACAGUUGAUCCGCAAAGACCCAGCCAAUAUUGAUCUGAUCUUGAAAAUGCCAGAUGCCCAGGACGAGGGUGUCUGGAAGUAUGAGCAUCUGAGGCAAUUUUGCAUGGAACUGAAUGGACUGGCAGUGAGGCUCCAGGGCGAAUGCCAACCAGAGACUUGCAAUCAAAUGACAGCAACAGAACAGUGGAUAUUCCUUUGUGCAGCUCACAAAACUCCCAAGGAAUGUCCAGCCAUAGACUACACUAGGCACACACUCGAUGGUGCUGCUUGUUUACUCAAUAGUAACAAAUACUUCCCAAGCAGGGUUAGCAUAAAGGAGUCUUCUGUGGCCAAGCUGGGUUCUGUCUGCAGAAGGGUGUACAGAAUCUUUUCACACGCCUACUAUCAUCACCGCACCAUCUUCGAUGAGUUCGAGAACGAGACGUACCUAUGCAGACGGUUCACUCAUUUUGUGACUAAAUAUAAUCUCAUGUCAAAGGACAAUCUUAUUGUGCCAAUACUGGAAGAUGAAAAUGUCCCGGGCGAGUCAGAAGCUUAAACUAUUUUUAAAAAGACAGUGUUUUUUUUUCUUAUUAUUUAUAUAUACAUAAACAAAAACUGAAAAUAAGACGAUUUUCUUUGAGGCUUAUGUUUCAACUGAUUAACAAACAAAAUUUGCUAAUUUUUACACCUACUUAGUAUUACUUGAUUACACAAUAAUUAG
This is a messenger RNA of Nicrophorus vespilloides, 1029 nucleotides long. It is a transcript of the gene Mob4, whose product is annotated as MOB kinase activator-like 4. The transcript has 4 exons. Bases 187 to 864 code for a protein of 225 amino acids. NCBI's taxonomy places the organism in Eukaryota, Metazoa, Arthropoda, Insecta, Coleoptera, Silphidae. The record is from RefSeq and is a predicted model, not a curated record. Gene Ontology annotation, cellular component: cytoplasm.